Messenger RNA from Hippocampus comes (tiger tail seahorse), 2373 nucleotides. RefSeq names its product inorganic pyrophosphatase 2 (gene ppa2). Gene Ontology annotation, cellular component: cytoplasm. Gene Ontology annotation, molecular function: magnesium ion binding; inorganic diphosphate phosphatase activity. Gene Ontology annotation, biological process: phosphate-containing compound metabolic process. Lineage: Eukaryota; Metazoa; Chordata; Actinopteri; Syngnathiformes; Syngnathidae. The record is from RefSeq and is a predicted model, not a curated record. The coding region runs from base 42 to 1079 and encodes 345 amino acids. The transcript is spliced from 12 exons.
CGGAAAGACAGGAAGCAGGAAGUGUGGUGAACGCGUCAGUCAUGAGACCGCCGCUUUUACUCCGGUCCUCGGGCAUCGUCUUCCGGCUACUCUUGGGGUCGUUUCCCGAUUUUGGACACAAACUCCUCUCUCGUGCAGCCUAUUUGCCGCAUUUGUCCACGUUGAGAAAAACGAUGCACUAUCAAACCGAGGAGAGAGGAAGCCCAAACAGCACAGAUUACCGGAUUUAUUUUAAAAAUUCGGAUGGCAACUACAUUUCUCCUUUCCAUGAUAUCCCCCUCAUAGCUGAGCCAGAACAGUACAAUGGUUUGCCAGCCAAAAAGGCCAAGAGGAACGAGAGUGAAGUGCUCUUUAACAUGGUCGUUGAGGUGCCCCGCUGGUCAAACGCUAAGAUGGAGAUUGCGACAAAGGAACCACUGAACCCCAUUAAGCAAGAUGUAAAGAAAGGCAAGCUCCGAUACGUUGCCAACAUAUUUCCACAUAAAGGUUAUAUUUGGAACUACGGCGCCAUCCCGCAGACGUGGGAGGACCCGAACCACAUGGACUCGGAAACAAAAUGCUGUGGCGAUAAUGAUCCAAUUGAUAUUUGCGACAUCGGCAUGCAUGUGUGCUCUCCUGGUCAGGUCAUUCAAGUGAAGGUGCUGGGAAUCCUGGCAAUGAUUGAUGAGGGAGAAAUGGACUGGAAGGUCAUUGCUAUCAAUGCAGAGGACCCCGAUGCCAAAAGCCUGAACGACAUAGAUGACGUCCGCAAGAGCCGGCCUGGUCAUUUGGAGGCCACCGUGGACUGGUUCAGGAAGUAUAAGGUUCCGGAUGGGAAACCCGAGAACCAGUUUGGAUUCAACGCUCAGUUUCAAGAUAAGGACUUUGCCAUGGAGAUCAUCAAGUCCACACAUGAGCACUGGAGGGCACUAGUGCAGAAACAGACAAACAGUGGCGGGAUUGAAUGCAAAAAUGUGUCCUGUUCUGACAGUCCUUUCAAAUGCAACGCAAAAGAGGCAACGGAUGUGAUUCAGUUGGCACCCGCGCUUGGUUGCGGACACCGUAUUUCGUCAGAGGUGGACAAGUGGCACUUUGUCUGAGUGACUGGGAUACCCGAAAAGACAUCAUGGAUGCAAGCAAUCAUUGCUAUCAACGGCGCUCAACUUUUUGUGAGCAGUGUCUAGUCAUGUCUGGUGAGGAUCUUUUGUCAUCUCUCGAAAUAAAACGCCCGGGGUUUUGCUGUCAAUUAAAGCUCAGCAUAACAUAGUGUACAUUUUUUACAUCAUAAAAUAGCACAUUGUUGGUUUUUUUUUUUUUUUGGUUAUCUUGUGGAGUCAUGCUCCGUGUCCAAUCCAGAGAUGAAAUAUGUUUCGACUGCCAUGGCAUUUCUUUUUAUUGUCAUCAUCCCAUUUUUUAUCAUCGGUCUGUUUUCCCUUGCGGUAGAUUGUCACAUACGUCGCUGUAAAUUCUUGUUUUUGAUGCUUUCUCGACACAUCAAAGGCCUUACCGGAUUGGCAGAAAACGGAUCACCAUGUGUGACUUAAUCCAUUGAUUGAUGUGAAGACAUGAUGUUUGCCUUGUAGGCCGUUAAAGGAGGAGCGUACACACAAACAUUUGAAACUAGGCGUGUAUUUAUAAUGGUAAAACUGAUCAUUUUAUACAAGUCAAAUAUCUUUAAAUAAAUAUAAAUUUAUUGGAGGGAAAGGGGGAGAAAAAAAAACACCCACACCUUGGCAAUAUCAGCAAUGAUAUAAUAACAGCUUUGAAAUAAACCGCAUUCAGUACAUUACAAUACUUACAGCUGAAUACCUAUCCUUAAUCCAAAUUUUGGAGCAUACCAAGCUUCUGGAGAACAAGGGAAGCCUUAAGAAAUCAAACAGGAAAGAAGUGACUUUUAGUGUCCGCCUGCAAAAACGAAAAAGUAUGAAGUACUCGUUGUUUGAGCCAAGUACAUGCAGUACUCUUGUUAUACCCAUAAAGUCAUUCAAGUAAUUCUGACUCAUAGCUUCAAGUAUGGCGCUGCUUUUUCUUUGAUUCAUUUUUUUCUUCUUUUUUUUCCACUUGCUAAAUCUCUUUAAUCUUCUCACCACAACCUGCUACUGUCGCUGGGCUCUGUACAAUGAACACAUAAAUCGCUGUGGAUUUUACAACAUCCAAAAUAUAAAUUCCAAUGUUUGUCGGGCUAACAGUAAACGUUGCGUUGACAAGAGUGUAUUCUUGACAAAGACUUUACUGGAAAAUGUUUUCUUUUGAGAUUUGAUCAUUUGUUGGGUCAGUUUGCCAUGUUGAGAACCUUCGUCGAGUUCAAGAGUUGAAAAUUUCAUUUUGGAUUUUCACUGUACAAUGUGACACACUCAUUUACACCCUGUUUUAAAUAAAACACUUUGUACUUUA